Molecule: messenger RNA, 922 nt
Organism: Juglans microcarpa x Juglans regia
Lineage: Eukaryota; Viridiplantae; Streptophyta; Magnoliopsida; Fagales; Juglandaceae
Product: EPIDERMAL PATTERNING FACTOR-like protein 2
Exons: 3
Coding region: 339-707 (122 amino acids)
Biological process (GO): guard cell differentiation; stomatal complex development
Source: RefSeq, a predicted model, not a curated record
UUGGUCGUUUGGAUUGGGACACAUCAAACCGGAUUGGGGUUCUGCAAUUCCCAUUUCGGGAUGAGUUUCGUUUCUUUUCUCUCGGAAUUCUGCAUUUUCUGAUAUGUCUUUCCCCGUUCGAUCACCUCAACAAUCUCACUGAGAGAGAUUGGCAGAGCUUUUGUUUUGUCAUUUAACUUACUGGCAUUACUUACAGCGUACUUUUCACAUUCAUUGCUCUCUUAUAUCAGUAACAACCUGACUAUUUACUCUGAUCUCGUCUCUCUUCGUCCAACAGCAUUUCCCCUUCAUUUCAUAUAGAAUUCUCAGCUCUCACCUCUCCAGCUAGCUCUCACGAAAUGGGGUGUAAUCACAAUUUUAUUUGCAGCCGUAGAGUUUGGUAUUUUUGUAUUUCGGCCAUCUUUCUCCUCAUGAUAAGCUCCACCCAGCUGAGACUCAUUGCUGAAGGCAGAACAAUUUCCGAACCAUUUUCCAAGGCAAUUUUUAGAGCUCGAAUAGGAUCAAGGCCUCCAAGGUGCGAGAGUAGGUGCAGCUCAUGUGGGCAUUGUGAAGCCAUUCAAGUCCCUGCAAAUCCGCAAGUGAAGAAUGGGAACAGAAACUUUUCCAGGGUCUCAAAUGCUGCUGCAUAUGCAAGAGGCGAUGACAGUUCCAACUACAAGCCCAUUAGUUGGAAAUGCAAAUGUGGGAAUCUCAUCUUCAACCCAUAAUCAAACCAACUGCAUUAGAGUUUUUUUUGAGGUGAUCAAAGAAGAAAAAUACCUAUUUGUGAGCCUUGUAAAUUAUAAUGAUUCUAAUUACAGUACUUCUGUUUCUCCUUUUUAAGUACUUUUAGAAACUUUUUCCCUGUGGGGAAAGAUCAUGGGUUCCAUAAAAUACUGAUCUAUAUAUGAAUCUAUUGUAAUCGGUAUAUAUAUCUUAUCAA